AUGUCAGGCAACGCACUACCAAGGGCUAUAUUACAUGCCGUCUAUGGAAGUACUACCUCCCGAUGUAUUCCUCAGUUGCAACGAAUAACAAUAAAGUGCUGCAAAUUUCGAAAGGAUAGUCGUGGAAUCAGGGAGUAUAUAGAGAAUCACUUGGUGGACUUUGCCCGAGAAAAUCCAGCAACUGCUGUAUACGUUAAGCCACGAAGAAACAGACCUCCACUUUUAGUUGCUGAAUAUCUUUGUGGUAACUGGCAGUAUGUACAUGGAAAGGAUAUGACCUGUGAAGAAAUAUCUAACUGGAUGAAUUUUCUACGUACUCGUUCUGGGGUGCACAUUUUCCCAAUAUAUAAAUAUUGGUCAACCAAACGCCCUUCAAUUCAAGGCAUGUGGCAUCCAUUUUACGAACAUAUGAAUGGUCAGGCACUGAAACAAACACCAGAUGAAAUUGCUGGCAAUAUUUGUCGGUUUAGCCAAGCUGAACAGAUGAAGGAAAUAUCCGCUGAAGAAAUAUUACUAGAAAAGGUUAAACUUCAACAGUACCGUAUACGUGACUCAUCCAGUUAA
This is a messenger RNA of Trichobilharzia szidati, 564 nucleotides long. The record is from the annotation of a GenBank genome assembly. NCBI's taxonomy places the organism in Eukaryota, Metazoa, Platyhelminthes, Trematoda, Strigeidida, Schistosomatidae.